Molecule: messenger RNA, 1640 nt
Organism: Schistocerca nitens (vagrant locust)
Lineage: Eukaryota; Metazoa; Arthropoda; Insecta; Orthoptera; Acrididae
Product: guanylate kinase
Exons: 7
Coding region: 324-1025 (233 amino acids)
Biological process (GO): purine nucleotide metabolic process
Cellular component (GO): cytosol
Molecular function (GO): GMP kinase activity
Source: RefSeq, a predicted model, not a curated record
UUGCUAUCUUUGCGAUGUUCGUAGACAGUAAGAUGUCAAGUUUCCGGUAGAAGCCGCACAUAACCCCAAUCCUAUUAACUAUAGUUACUAACUUUCCAGCGUAAAAUUCUGUACCAGCCUUGGGACGCUGGGAACCGAACUGGAAUUCUAUUAAGUGAAAAUCAUUUAACUACAUUUGGUGGGAGUAUUAGUGCUGAGGUGAAAUAAGGGAUCUCACUGAAGAGGAUGCCUUGGUAUUCUCAUCAUAAAUUUUUUAGUGGUAUACCAUCGGUAUGGGUCAAGCUUUAAUAAACUAAAGUGCACCACUUCUUAAAAAAACAAGAAUGUCAGUUGUAUUUGUGAACCUUUCAAAAAUAUGCUUAAAUUUUUUGCAAAACAAGAUCUCAUUUACGAAGCAAUUAGUUUAUAACACAAUGGUGAAAGAAAAUCCAAAGGCCAUGGUGAUAUGUGGCCCAUCUGGAUGUGGAAAAUCAACUCUAUUGAAGAAGCUAUUUGAUGAAUUUCCAGAUAAGUUUGGUUUUUCUGUGUCUCACACAACACGAAGUCCUCGUAGUGGGGAAGUGGAUGGUGUACACUAUAAUUUUACAACAAAAGAGGCAAUGAAAGCUGCAAUCAACAAUGGAGAGUUUCUUGAGUCUGCAGAAUACAACCAUAAUCUGUAUGGAACAAGCAAAGCAGCUGUUGAAAAAGUGAGCCAGAGUGGUAAGAUAUGUGUGCUUGAUAUAGAGAUACAAGGUGUGAAACAAAUAAAACAAACAAGUUUAAAACCUUUAUAUGUCUUCAUAAAACCACCUUCUUUGAGCACACUUGAAGAACGUCUAAGAGGUCGAGGGACUGAAAGUGAGGAGAGCUUGCAGAGACGCUUGACCAUUGCUGCUACGGAACUGGAAUAUGGUGAAACGCCAGGCAAUUUUGAUAUUAUAAUUGUCAAUGAUAUACUGGAGAAGGCCUAUUCUGAGCUUCGAGAAUUUGUAUUGAAAGAACUGCAAAGAUGUAAAGACAUAGAUGGUGCUUCUGAUUCUUAGUGAAGCUAAAUAAGAAGGCAGAAAAAAAUCAUUCCAGUUUGAUCACUGUAGCUCCAUGCAUGUUUUACAUAAUUAUUCUGUACCUGACAUAAACUGAUACCAAACAGUUGUUUAAACAGUGACAAAGGUAGCUAUAUUAGCUUCUACAAGAUAAAUUAUUUUUAGCGCUCGAAUAAUAGAAUUGUAUAUUAUGUUGUCGAAUUACAGGGAAAAUGAGGAUGCAAUAACUGUGUUGCUAUAUCAAAAUCAUUGAUCAGAUUGAACUGUAGAAGUAGUAUUGUAAUUAAUUGGAUGUUUGUAUUAGACUUGCUUCAGAAACUUUCUGACCAUGUACAUUUCUUGCCAGCCAACUUGUGAUAGCUUUAAUAACAAAAGCAGCAGUCAUGUACCUAAUUAGCUUGCCUGUAAUAAUACUGAUGAAUAUAUUAAUGUAUACGUAUUUUGUGCGCUCUUUAGAAAUGUGUUGUAGUGGUUCAUUAUGAACAUUAAAUAUAAAUACGCAUAAGCAAGCUAUGCACACCACUAAAGCCAAGUCUGCCACAUUCCCUCUUAAAUAUUCAGAGCCAUAGCAACAAACACAAAUGGAAACUAAAUAAAAUGAAAUGUUAAAAUUUA